UAUCUUGGAAUUGAAAAAAAAGAAAAAGAAAUUAUUUCUCAAUUUGAGAUUUCCUUUCCCUUCUCUCCUUCCUGUUUCAUCUCUCUGAUAUUCUCAACUCUUAUUCUUCAAAUCUCAAGCUCUGACCAGAAGAAAUGGGCGUGCCGGAAACCGACCCUCUUUCUCAGCUAAGCUUGCCGCCGGGGUUUCGGUUCUAUCCUACAGACGAGGAGCUUCUCGUUCAGUAUCUAUGCCGGAAGGUUGCUGGGUACCAAUUCAACUUGCAGAUUAUUGGUGAAAUUGACCUAUACAAGUUCGAUCCUUGGGUUCUACCAAGCAAAGCCAUUUUUGGUGAGAAGGAAUGGUAUUUUUUCAGUCCAAGGGACCGGAAGUACCCGAACGGGUCACGGCCCAAUCGGGUAGCCGGGUCCGGGUACUGGAAGGCCACCGGUACCGAUAAGAUCAUCACCACCGAAGGUCGGAAAGUUGGAAUCAAGAAGGCGCUUGUGUUUUAUGUCGGCAAAGCUCCGAAAGGAACCAAAACCAAUUGGAUUAUGCACGAGUACCGCCUCAUAGAGCCUUCACGCAAAAAUGGCAGCUCAAAGUUGGAUGAAUGGGUGCUGUGUCGUAUUUACAAGAAGAACUCCAGCUCGAGCGCAGUAGUACAGAAGCCGAUGUCGACGAUGGCAAACGUUCCGAGCAAAGAGCAGAGCUGCAACGGCUCGUCGUCCGAGUGCUCUUCGCAAUUGGACGACGUGCUCGAGUGGCUGCCGGAGAUUGAGGACAGGUUCUUCACUCUGCCGCGAAUCAACUCGCUUAAGGCUCUACCCCAGCAGCAGGAGGACAACAAGCUCAAUCUUCAGAAUCUGGGGAAUCUCGGGUCGGGCAAUUUCGACUGGGCGAGUCUAGCCGGGCUCAACCCGGUGCAGGAAGUAGUUCCCAAUACCCAAGCCCAGCUAAAUUACAACAAUGACUUCUAUGUCCCUUCGAUCCCGCCUCUCUGCCACGUGGAAUCGCCGCCGGAGAGGAUGGGAAGGAAAAUGGAGGAGGAGGUGCAGAGUGGACUCAAAACUCAGCGAGUUGAAAACUCGGGAUUGUUCCAGCAGAACUCGAACCUGUUCACGCACAACAUGCGCACCCCGAUUGACACUUACGGGUUGGGCACCCGAUUCGGCCUGGCCGGGCCGGGUUUCAGCUACGGCUGUGAAAAGUGAAAUUAGAAAAAUACGUAGGAAAAAAAAAAGUAAUGGAGUAAAAGUGGUUCGGUAGGAGUGCAUUCGGUAGGGCAAAAAAAAGGAGUGCAUUUGGGUAAAUACUCGGGAUUCUUUGGGUUUAACAAUCUGGGUUUAGAUUUACAGAAGAGGAAACUUUACCCUCUUCUUCUUUUGCAAGGUUUAGACCAGAACUUUCAAGCGCCAUCAAGGAAGGAUCUUUGUACAAGUUGAUGCAGUCAAUUUAGAAUGUAAUUUCCACCGGUCAAAAACUGGCUACUUGGUCGAUCAUUUGGAUUGAUUCACAGCCUUAUCUCGUCUUUGAAGCGAUUAGAAAGGCCUUAAUAUAUGACAAAGUAGAUGUUAAGAUCCUGUGAUCUUGUAAUAGAGGGGCAACUUAACGGAGUUUUAUUAAUCGUCGAGGGCAGCUGGUCCUAAUGUAUUUCACCUGUUGAGAAUUUAGCAAUCUUUUAUUGUUCAAUAAUAUUUUUGUUAGCCAAA
Molecule: messenger RNA, 1691 nt
Organism: Rosa chinensis
Lineage: Eukaryota; Viridiplantae; Streptophyta; Magnoliopsida; Rosales; Rosaceae
Product: NAC domain-containing protein 72
Exons: 3
Coding region: 135-1193 (352 amino acids)
Biological process (GO): regulation of DNA-templated transcription
Molecular function (GO): DNA binding
Source: RefSeq, a predicted model, not a curated record